Molecule: messenger RNA, 3048 nt
Organism: Chrysemys picta bellii (western painted turtle)
Lineage: Eukaryota; Metazoa; Chordata; Testudines; Emydidae
Source: RefSeq, a predicted model, not a curated record
CCCCCACCCCCGCUGCCCCCGUGAAGGGUUGGUGCCCAGACAGAGCCGCCCUCCCAGCCUUGAGGCGAGUCUGGCAGUGCAGGUCACGGUUCUCCGCGGAGCAGUGUCCCUGCGAGUGGUUUGCACCAGGCCAGCUGCAUCGGAGAGUAAGGACCCCGCACAGACAGAGGGGAAGCGACUUCCCAAGGCUACAUGGUGAAGGUGAAUAAUCAUCCACUCCACGGGGUCCGUCGUCGUAUCCUGCUGGAACGUGUGCAUUUCCUCAAGGCAGAGGGGGCCGUGACGCUACAGAUGACCUGAGUCUUUGGAGUGAACCCCCCAGAGGAGAUUUGCCCCUACCCUAAGUUCAUCCACAAGGGUAUGAAUUAUACAGAUAUACACCAGGGAGCUUUAGGUGACUGCUGGUUCCUGGCUGCAGCUGCAUCCCUCGCUCAGCACCCACAGCUGAUGCAGAGGGUGGUACCAGCAGGGCAAAGUUUUGACCUAGGGGAUUAUGCUGGCAUCUUCCAUUUUCAAUUCUGGCAGUAUGGGAAGUGGGUGGAUGUGGUGGUUGAUGACAAGCUACCUGUGAAGAACGGAGAACUGGCCUUCGUACAUUCAGAGGGACAUGAUGAGUUCUGGCCGGCUCUCCUGGAGAAGGCCUAUGCCAAGUUCAAUGGCUCCUAUGGGGCCAUUGAUGGUGGCUUCAGCAAUGAGGCCUUUGUGACCUUCACUGGAGGUAUCGGAGAGUGCAUUACCCUUGAGAAGUCAAUAGCAUCUCCAGACUUCUUCAAAAUUAUAAAAACAGCGGUGGACAGGGGGUCCUUGAUAGGGACAGGCACCACAAGUGAUGAGGGCGAGGCACAUGGACUGGUGAAAGAGCAUGCAUAUUCUGUAACAGGAAUUGACGAGGUGAAUUAUAAGGGUGAGAGGAAAGAAUUGUUGCGGCUGAGAAACCCGUGGGGCAAGUCUGAGUGGACAGGCAGAUGGAGUGAUGCGUCACCUCUGUGGUUAGAUCUGGACCCAGGACUCCAGAAAACUCUGCAGGUGAAAAAGGAUGAUGGAGAGUUCUGGAUGGAAAUAAAUGAUUUUGUGAAGUAUUUUGAUGACCUGCAAAUCUGCAGCCUGUCUCCGGAUUCACUGUUCAGUGACAAAACAGCAAGUUGGAAAGUUACUGCCUUCCAUGGACGCUGGAUCAGUGGUUAUAAUGCUGGAGGCUGUGACAAAAAGAGAGAAAAUAUGUUAAAAAACCCCCAGUUCCAUGUUAGGCUGCGGGAAGCAGAUGAAUAUGACCUGAAGGAGCAGCACCCAGACCCCAAAUGCACCUUGCUUGUCUCCCUGAUACAGAAGGACCGACGCAGAGGAGGGAAGACACACUUGCCUAUUGGUUUUCAGAUCUACAAGAUCCCCACAGAGUAUCUGGAGCUGAAGCACAUGUCCCAGAGGAGGAAGAUGCUUUUCUCUCUUCACUACGUAGACGGGUCUGAGUAUAUGGAAGAAGAGGUAAAUACAAAGCGAUUCGAACUCCCCCCUGGAGAUUACCUCAUCGUUCCCAGCACCGAUUCUCCGAAUGAAGAAUCUGAGUUCAUCCUUCGGGUUUUCACGGAGAAGACGCAUGCCUUCCAUGAAAUUGACGAUGAAAUCUGCGCAGAUCUGAAAACUCUUGGGAUGGGCACCAGUGUGGAAAUUGGGGAGGAAGUGGAGAACAUCUUUCUGCAGUUUGCAGGACAGGACCAGGAAAUCGGUGUUGUCGAGCUCAAAAAGAUACUGGCUGUGACCUUGGCAAGAGAAGCUGAUUCAAAACCAGAGAGAUUCCAGCUGGAGACCUGUCGGCAAAUGAUCCGUCUCUUUGAUUACAGCAAGAACGGCCGGUUGUCCCUGGAGGAGUUCAAGACGCUCUGGGAGAGGCUGAGGGAAUGGAAGGCCAUCUUUACCGAGCAUGACAGAGACAAGUCCGGGAACAUGGAUGCCUACGAAAUGCGCCUGGCCCUGGCCACUGCAGGGUUCCACUUGAACAAUCAGUUCUGCGAGAUCAUCACUAACCAAUACCGCAACCGUGGGCUGUUCAUUGACCUCAACAGCUUCCUGUCCUGCCUGGCGCACCUGACCUGGAUUUUCAGGCAGUGCAAGACCCGUGACCGAGACGGCACGGGGAUCGUCACCAUGGCCCAUAAGGAGUGGCUGGAACUCAUCACCGCCACUUAAUGGGAGGAAGCCGCAUCGUCCCCAGAGUGUAGCCUAAAGAACUAUCCUGCUUGCUUGCAUAUCUAUCUAUCUAUCUUUUCUUAUAGUUUAAGUAUUUAGUUUAUUGUAAUAGGUUUAUAGAUUUAUAUUAAAGUAAGUUUGGCUGUAAUGCAAGAGACCUACAGGCCAUAUCCUGUAUGUUAAGCUAAAGCAAAGUGAGCCUAUCUAUAUUAAGAACUUUUACUCAGAAAGCAAAGUUGACCUAUAGCUUGUUAUCUAAAUAGCUGAGUACCCACGCCUAUGUCCAUGACCUUUUAUUUAGACCAAUAGAAAUGGAGAAUGGCAUAGGGGGGGUUUCAGUGUGGUACCCACAGACUUAACAAGUACACCACAAGAGACUGAUGUGCGUACGUACCUGUCAUCAAUACGCACAUACAUACUAGCCUAUGGGGUACGUGUACCCUAACAUUUCUGUGGGUGAGGAAUGAAAUUUGGGCAUAAGAGGAAGGAUUUCCGGCAUUUGCCCUAUAAAAGAGGUAACCCACCUCAGUAGAGUACUCCAGUUCUUACUUUACUCCAUCUCUAUUCUCAUGUACUUCCUCCACUUUAAGUUUCAAAGGAACUAGGCUAAGGUCGGUUUCCCUAAGUUUUAUUCUUAGUUUGUUUAUUAGGUUUUGAUUUAAGUUUAAGUUAGUCAAGUAAACCCUAGUCAGCUUUGAUAGCGCUUAGCAUUUUCUAAGCACUGCCUCCCUCACUUGAGAAACCUGAACCGCAAGGCUGGUCCUGUGUCUCUUACCACCAGGUUAGCAAGGAAGGGUGUGAGUAUAUUAACCAAAGCUUUGUUGCAUAUCCUACUAUAUUAUCAGAUGUAUCUUUUGAAUAGCA